This is a messenger RNA of Kalmanozyma brasiliensis GHG001, 408 nucleotides long. Its product is annotated as NADH-ubiquinone reductase complex 1 MLRQ subunit. The transcript has 2 exons. The record is from RefSeq and is a predicted model, not a curated record. NCBI's taxonomy places the organism in Eukaryota, Fungi, Basidiomycota, Ustilaginomycetes, Ustilaginales. The coding region runs from base 1 to 408 and encodes 135 amino acids.
AUGCUCGCAACACCACGCCUCCCCCCUCGCAUCCAGCCAUCGCGAUGCUUCACCACGUCCUCCAUCCGCAAAGACGACCAAUCGCGAGCCAAAGCCGGUGGUCUCAAAGAAGUCUUCAACCGACCCGAGAUCACCCCGCUCUUCCUCUUCACGGGCGCCAUCAUCAGUCUCGCCGUCUUCUUCCUCGGCAAACAUCUCGUUAAAGACAAGGAGCUGCAGCUCGAUCACCACCAGGCACAGCGCUUCAAGACCAAGACCGAGGACCUCGAUUUCGAUGAGAUGGCCAAGGUCGCCGACGAUCCCGAUGGAAAGUUGACCAAGGAGGCCAUCGAGGAGGACAAGAAGAGGAAGCAGAGGUUGGAGGGCAUCCGAGAAGAGAAGCAGGAGAAGGCCAAGAGCAAGGUCUGA